Messenger RNA from Gigantopelta aegis, 3500 nucleotides. Its product is annotated as arrestin domain-containing protein 17-like. Gene Ontology annotation, biological process: protein transport. Lineage: Eukaryota; Metazoa; Mollusca; Gastropoda; Neomphalida; Peltospiridae. Gene Ontology annotation, cellular component: cytoplasm. The transcript has 8 exons. The coding region runs from base 793 to 1989 and encodes 398 amino acids. The record is from RefSeq and is a predicted model, not a curated record.
AUUACACUAUGACGUGUAGUUAAUCUGGCAAUCAUGUGUUUAUGACGGUCUGUGGGUGUAUUGAUUACAACAACACACUGCUUGUCCGUGGUGGUCUCCACAACGCUGUCUGUUGAAGUCAUCAAUCUCGUCUACGACAUUCGUAUCAUCUCGUCUAUAAACAUUCGUAUCACCUCGUCUACGACAUUCGUUUCAACUGGUCUACGACUUUCCUUUCACCUGGUCUCACGGAUAUUCUGACCACGGCAUAACUACAUUUAUUGAUCCGAUGAAGAACAAACUAGAAGACGGGGAUUAUGUUUCCAGUGGAAAGGUUACAGAUAAUUAAAUCGUGUUGACUUUUGUCAGCUAAAUGAAGAAUUGGAUUUUACCUGUUUCUGUGCGAAGCAACGAGUACAAGAAAUAAGUCUCUCAUAAGACAUGUUACUGAAAAACAAUUUAAGCAGAUAACGAGCAAUAGAAAAUUCUGCUGUUAACACAGUGUAAGAUCAACAGAGGUUAUCGUGUUUGGAUUAACGUGCUUACAAGCGUGAAAAGACGUCAAGUCAUGAAUACUCUAUUGUUAUAGGCUGUUACCAUCAUAUCAUUACAGUUAAAACUCUCCUUUAAUUAAAGCAAACUGCUGGCAAAUUCUUUUGAUUUACAAGAAAAAAUCCCAAACAUACCCAAAAAUUGUACAACGAUAACUUCGCGUAGAGUUCAAAACGGUUGAUGGGAUUGGUUGUGAACACAAUACUGCAUUACGGGGAAUUCAUAACUUAGCUAUCAAUAUUAUAACUCACCGGUGGAGAUAUGGGUAAAUUAACUGUAUUUGAAAUAGUACUGAGUAAUCAACAAUGUGUAUAUUACCCGGGACAAAUGCUUCAAGGUCAUGUGAUUGUGGAAUUGUCAGAAGAAAUGAAAAUGAGAGGAAUACGACUCCAGUUUUACGGUGGGUCCCAGGUUCACUGGACAGAGCGACAUUCCACGGGUUCCGGCAAGAACAGACGAACAACCACACGACAUUACAGCGCUUCAGAACAGUACUUCAACAGCGUCCUCGUCCUCUUUGGAAAAGCUGAAGGUCAAAGUGGGGACAACCCAGUGCUACCUGCAGGCAGAUACAGCUACCAGUUCAACUUCCAGUUACCUUGUGACAUACCAUCAUCUUUCGAGGGUUCUGUCGGCCGUGUGCGCUACUGGCUGAGCUGCGUCAUAGACAAACCCUGGAAGUUUGACCACAACACGAAGAAGGCGUUUACGGUCAUAAACCUGCUGGAUUUAAACACAGAACCAACCGCUGUUCAAGGAGCCCAAGGGUCAGGAUCUAAGACUCUGUGCUGUCUUUGUUGCAAAUCUGGACCAAUCACCUGCAAGUUCACUCUCGAUAAGUUGGGAUAUGUUCCAGGGGAGAUCAUUCCUGUGAGAGGGGAGAUAAUUAACCACAGUAAUCGAAGAAUGGCAAAAUCAUAUGCAGAAUUUAUAAUGGUGACAAAAUACCACGCCACAAAGAAGACAAAGACGACGAGUCAAGUGGUGGCUCGACUUGAGCGCGGGGAGGUGGAUCCCGGAGACACAGACGUCUGGCCCGACAGUCCAAUCCCGAUACCACCAUGUCCGCCAUCGAAACUGCCCGGAUGCAGAAUCAUCGAAAUUGAUUAUUAUGUAAAGCUAUGUGUUGACCCUGCUGGCCCGGCGUUUGAUCUAGAAGUCCCGUUAAACGUGAUUAUUGGGUCAAUCCCUCUGCAGUGCACAGUUCAGCAGUACGGCAUGCCUUCUGCUCCUGCAUCCAGUGAAAUGUAUCAAGCGACGGCAGCUGGGGAUGCGCCAGCUUUAGCUCAUCCAGACAUGCCACCACCAACAUAUGCUGAAUGUGCAUUUGGCAAAGUGAAUAUCAAAGACGACGAAGAUUCGGAAUACACUAGAGGAAACUUGGAAUACGCUCCCAAGUAUACAUACUACAACUGGGGAAACGAGCCACAGCCGUACGUGCCUUCUGUCACCGACUGAAUGAGGGCAAACGUGUCAUGUCCAAUUCUUACAUACCAGCUGGAGCAACACCGUCAGAUAUGUGCUGAUGCACGGUUAUAUACAACAUAUGCCGGAGAUCGAUUUUAAAGAGUUCUUAUCGGCUGUGAUGAUGAAUUUGUUAAAUUCAAAUCACCCACUGAAAUUAUCAGAACUGAUGUCAAUAUGUACUAUAGGCGCACGUAAAUAAAUAAACUAUCUAAACUGAACUGCCAUAAAUAAUUGGAAAAUAUUUUUAAUUAAAAAUUAUUAUUUUUUUUAGUUUUUUUGGUUACAGAGAUAAAAUACUAUACCUUGGUCCGUUGGAUAUAUAAUACAUAAUAGAAUGUAGGGUUACAACCAGGGGCAGAUGCAGAAUGUUUAAAAGGGUGGGGUUCAAAACUUAUAAAAAGGGAAACUUUUGAAAUAUAGAUGCCUAGAGACAUUUUGAAGGCAAUAUAGUAUUGUUUUGAUACUGUUCUGUUUGGAACAUUUUGUGUAAAUAUUUGUCAAUUAUAUAAUAUGAUUUAAAGGGAAGUUUAACACAAUAGGUUAGAAAACUUUAAUUGGCUGUGACAUCGCCCUUGACGAAGCCAGGUGUGGGAUUGUGGACGGUUUGGUCAUAUUUGCAGUUACAAAUGACAAUAAAAAAGGUUUUGCAACCUGAUUGCAGUUAUAAAACAUAAACAGGAGUAAAAAAAUAUUUUUUUCAGGAUUACUAGCUAAGGAUUCGUAUACAAUGAUUUUGGGGGAUUUUUUUUUUUAAUUAUAUGAUUUAUAUAUUUUUUAAUUCCACAUUGUUCUAAAAUACAUCUUAUCGGUCCUAACUUUUCACACACCAACCUUUCUAUUUCCAGCAAGCCAAUUUUUAUUUCUUAGCACACACAUACAUAUAUUUGUUUUGGUUUGCUAUUUUAAAAAAUAUAAAAUAAUAAAGAAAAUAAUAUUUUAUAUUUUACUUCCUUAUUUUAAGCUCUGCCUUUGUCAGAUUUGAUAUUAAACUUCUUUCUUGUUUUCAAUGAACAAAUUAUAAUUAGUAGAGCAGCAGAGACCACCAAGUUCAACAUAGGUUGAGAUAUAUCAAACCGUUUGUCUUGGGGUCAGGAUUCAGCCCCCCACCUCCCCACCCUUCAGUUCCCAUAUCUAAUUUGCAAGAAACAAAGUGAAGGUAAAAAUAAAAAAUAAAAAUUAAUAAUUUAUUAAUCGAAUAGUUGAUAAGUCUCCCCCCACUCCCCCUCCAAAGAAGAAAAAAAACUUCAUUAUUAUAAUUUACGAAACUAAUAAGUCGUCAAUAAACUUCUACUUUCAAAAACUAUUUUCCGAUUAAAUUCUCAAUAUAAAGGCAUAAAUGUAACACACUCAGUCUAGGUAUUGUGUUUCUUUGUGAACUUGUUCUACCAAGUCUGUAUAUUAGAUGCCAUAUUCCUCUAUUUGUAACGGGCAUUUCGGGUUAUUUUCUAUCUAGUUAUCAACAUGUAACAAAGAUGUGUUAAUAAAUAUACAAGGUAAUAACA